UGUUGUUCUGUCGCAGUUAGCGUUUGUGCUGCCGUCGCGUAAAGUCUCCUUUGUGGCGCGCGAUGUUCCGCCCGGUCCUACCCGCGAUUUCGCACGUAUACGCUUAAAAAUGUAACGGGCUCGAAAAACGCGCUCUUCAUGGAAUUGGAUGCGGUAGGUCGCAGCUGAGACCUAUUCUCCUUCCAAGGGACGAGAGCGAGCCAGUAAGAGUCGCCUUCGGUGGAAACACAAGAGCAUAUGGUGAGAAUUCCUCCGGAGACAAAGACGGAGCGACGAUGGCGCGAUCAGGAGAUGGCGGGGGAGGCGGAGGAGGUGGAGUUGGCUACGGCAGAACCAUGAAGGAGUACGAGGACGAGUUGAGCAGCCUGAAGAAGGAGAACUUUCAGCUCAAGCUGCGAAUCUAUCUCCUGGAAGAGGGGAAGCCUGCAAGGAACGGCAGCUUCUCCGACGAGGAUGUAAUCAAAACGAGCGUAGAUUUAAAGGAAGAGUUGGAGAAAUUGAGGAAGGAAUUGAUGGAGAAGCAGGUCCUUCUUAAUCAGGCAGCUAAAGCUUUCAAAUUGUAUGAGGAACAGAAAGCAGCGACUUCCCGUACUCAAGAUCAAUAUCAGCAAUCGCUUGAAAAGGAGCGAGAAAAAGUAACCAAGCUUGAAAGAGAAUUAGCAGAGUAUCGAGAAAGGGAAUUGGAUACGUCCACGUAUUAUAAGGAAACAUUUGGCAUCACUCCGGAACAAGCGUUGAAAAACGCGGAAAAGUUGCGACAAAUGGAAGAAUUGAUGGCUUCCCUUGAAACAGAGGUGAAACAGAUAACCGGCAGUUUGGAAGAGGAGCGCAAUUGGGCGCAGGAACUUGAGAACGAGAGGGAUCAGUUCAGAGAGCGAUUAGACAUGGAAACGCAGCUGCGGGAGAAGCAGGACAGCGAUCGAGUGCAAAGUAUUGAGGAACUGAGCAAUGAAGUGAAAGAGCUGAAGGACCAACUGCUCAAGAAGGAUUCCGCCAUGCAACAAUACAAAAACGAUCUCGCCGAACGGGACAGAUUGCUCAAGCAGAAGAGCGCAUUGUUGGAGGAAAAGUGUCAGGCGUACGAGGAGGUCAGCCAGGUGUCCGAGAAAAGGAAGAAGCAGAUUAUUCAGUUGAGGGGAUCCAUAAAAACGCGCGACGAUGCCCUCACGGAGAUCAAUAAUAAGCAUCGUGCGUUAUUAUCACAGUGCGAAAACAAUUAUGGCAAGCGCUCGCCGCCCAGUAGUCCCUCGGCUUUAAUUUCGUUGACAAACGAUUAUCUAUCGCUGUCUACGGGGCAGAAAGUAUCUUACGUUCAAAGUACAGCGAGGCAUGAUGGCUCCUACGAUUGUAAAUCGAAUAAAGAAAGAGGAAUGAGUUUGAGCUCACCGUUAGGUGGAGAUUCCAAGGAAAUCAGGCAUCUUAUAAAGGAACUGGAAGAAAGGGACAAUAAAUUAAAACAACACGAAGAUAUGAGAAAGCAGUUGAUAUUAAAAUUGUGCAAUGUCCAGAAGCAAGCGGAAAGUUCCGAGCAAAAAUUGAAAAAGAUGGAAGUCGAGCACCACAAAGCCAUUAGAGCGAUACAGGGCUUCAUGGAGCGCGAGCAACAAAUGCGAGAUGCGGAGUCUCACAAAGAGCGGCAGGUCGUCGAGCCGGAGAUGGAAUUACGCAAGAGAAGAAACAGCCACGGUCUCGUCUCGUUGAAGGAUCUCGGCGUUAAGAACGCGGACGAUAUUGAAAACGAUUCCUGCAAACAGCAACGUUUCGAAGAAAUGGAAAGCAAGAUUAGCGACCUACGAGACCAAAUCGAGACAAUAAAAGCCGAGAAGAAUCUCCUGGAAAAGCGAACGCAAGUCGAGUUCAAGGAGUUCCAAGUUCGUCUUCUCGAUAAGGAGCAAAAGAUUGAGGUCCUGGAGAUGGAGAAGCAGAUCAUUACGGAAGAUUUGCAAAACAAAAUCGCCGAGCUCGAUAAGCUCAGGCACGUCGACGAGGCGAACAGUGUGGACGAAGUUAGCACCACCAACUAUCGCGAUGAUACUUUGCGAAUGGAAGAUCUGCUCGAGCAGUUGAAUCAACGAAAUGUUGAGGUAGAGGAGAAGAACCGCAAGAUUGAACAGCUGACGAAGGAACUGCAGGUGACGACUCAGAAUCUGCAGAUGCUGAUCAACACAGAACUCUGGAGCAAGAACAAGGAGAUUGCCAAGCUGCACAAUCAUAUGACAGCAUCGUACAGCCACGAUAGGAACCGCAAUAAACCUGAGAUCGUCCAGGAGGCCGAUAGCAGCGUUCAGUUGGCGAAUCUGGUUCACGAGCUGACCGAGAUCGGUGUUAAAGUGAAUUUCACGAACGACAUUGCCCGGCUCGGUUACGUCAACAGUGACGAAGCGGUGGACGUGAAGACGUUAAGUGAGAACCUUCAGAGGCUGACGAGUCAGCGGAACGAUCUGGAAAAGGAAGUGGAUUAUCUGAAGUGGCUGAAGCUCGUGUCGAAGCCCGACAUCGCCGCGGAAAUCGAUGGCUGCGGCAACGAGACGGAGCGGGCGAAGAAGUACUGCGAGCUGUUGCGCACGCAUCUCAAGGACCUGGUGAAGUUCAUGAAGGAGAUGCUCAAGAAUACCGAUCGCGCGGACACUAUUGGUAACGAGCACAAGAAGAUCGUGCUGGACGUUCUGCUCAGCUCCAAGAUACUGUCGGACGAUUUUGUGCGCGCUCUCGAAGGCAUGCAAGACGGUGCGAUCGACGACAGGAUCGACGGUUCUGUGAAAAGAAGUCGGUCCGAGAACAUGGUGGAAAUAUCCAAGAGUCAAGCGUCGCAGUCCGACUCCGAGACGUUCUCGGAGCCCGACCGGACCGUCUCCAUGGCCAGAAUCGGCCUGCAGGAGAAGCAAUACAAGAACGUGAACCGCGCCAGAUUCACGAAGUACGCCAAGACCUGCAGCGACUCCGAGGAUUCCGCGGAUUAUGUGCCUUAUUAUAAGACCUUUCAGAACGACUUUAGCGAUCUGGACGCGAGUCACCAAAUACAGGAGUUGAAAGAAACGAACAACAUGUUGUAUUCUGAACUUAGUGCCCUAAGGAACGACUUGAUUGCAAGAGCUUCGUUUGAUUGCGUAAUCGAUGAGAAAUUAAUGCCGUUCAUUACGAAGUUGGAGAAGUCACAAAGGUCUUGUGAGAAGUUACAAGCCUCUUUGGAAAAGAGGAUACACGAGUUCCAUACACUGAGAAAGGAGAGCAAGCAGAAUAGCGUUCGCAAGACGCAAUUGGAGAAGAAGAUCAACGAUGUCGAGCAAAUGGCGAGCGACAUCACCAAACAGAAAGCUGAAUUUUUGCAGUAUAAGGAAAAUACCGAGCGGAAGACUACGGAAACACUUUUAAUACUCAAUAAAGAGAACGAGUCCUUGCGUGCGAGAAUUAAACAGCUGGAGGACGAAACGGAGGCUGCCAAGGCAACCAUAUCCACUCUCAGAAAAGAACUGGAUCAUCUCACUCUCUCGUACAGCCAGAUACUCGUGGAGAAUACCAAGCUGACGAACGACAAGUUGAGGCUUGAGCAUGAUGUGAGGAAAACGGAAGGUCAAUAUGACGCGGCCGUUCGUUCGCUGCACGAUAAAUUCAGCAAAGAGAUAUACGAUCUGAAUCAGAUCAACGAGUCGCAUAGAGCGAGAGUGCAAGAACUUGAAACUGCGAAUAAAGAAUUCAGGAGACACAUGGCGGUGUGCGAGGCUAGCGAUUCGACGGCGAGCUCGAGCGGCGUGUCGUCGAUGCCUACGGACGCUACGCUCAAGCAAACUUGCGAUAUUCUGCGGGAAUAUCAACCUUAUAACGGCUCGCAGUUUUGGCAAACGACAAAUUACUCCGCACUCGGAGGACGCAGUAAAUCCAGUUGUUCGCCAGAUUUGGGAAUAGAAAGCGAUGCUGCUGUUACCACAGUGAGACCUUUGAAAGACACAUUGAAGAUCACAGAAUCUAUGACAAACUUACUGAGCGACGAAGACAGCAAUCACAGAACUCAAGACUCAAACAGUGAAAGUCCAUUACCGAUAGAAGGUCUUGAAGAGGUGGAAGCUUUGAAACAAGAGAAUGAAGCACUAAAGCGAAGACUGACGAAAACGAGGAAAGCAUUGGAGGAUACGUUUGAGCACUUAUCAGCCUCAAACAAGAACAAGAAGAAUGUUGAAAAGGCGAUAAUAAAGCAACUCAUGGUCACAAGGAGUAUCCUCAAAAAGACGAGGACAUACGAUGAAUCUUUGGACAAUUAAGAAGAGAUUACAGACUGACUGACCGAUCAAAAAAUAUUAUGCACGAAGAGUGGAAAAACAGGUAGAACGUAGGGAAGUUGUUACUCGUUGAAUCGUGUUCUCAUAGAUUAAUCGUUCAUUCAAUGUAUCGUGUUUUAUCUGCGUUUUUUUUCACUUGCCUCUUCUCACACUUUUCCGAGGUGAGAGAGCGAACGAUACAUACCGGCACGAAAAAGAAUUGUAAUACUCAGUAAUACUGUAAUACUAGGUAUUACGUGUUACAAAAUUUUUGAACGUUAAACGAUUUCUAAGCGACAGAUAUUUUCGUACGGGCACGGAACAAACUAUUUUUCACAAUUUAAAAACAAAGAGAAAAUAUAAAAGGACGAGACGAAAGAGAGCUUAAAAUGGAUUUGUACAUCGAGAUUUGUAUAUACAUAUUUAUAUGGGAACGCGCAUGAUAUUUUUGACAUUUUUGUAGAUCGUUUCUUUCGCCGUGAAAAGGUUUCUUCCAAAUGCUGAAUACGGCGCGAACGCCGAUACUAAAGUCUGUCUUCGUUUGUUGACGUAUUUUGCUUUACGAAUAACAGAAAUUCGCGUAUGUGUGUAUAUAAUUAUCUCAUAUAUCGUUAUGUAGCAUUUGUACAUAAUCACCACGAAUAAAGUGCCAUUGAUAUGCAGAA
Messenger RNA from Vollenhovia emeryi, 4918 nucleotides. It is a transcript of the gene cnn, whose product is annotated as centrosomin. Gene Ontology annotation, biological process: establishment of mitotic spindle orientation; negative regulation of centriole replication; regulation of mitotic cell cycle spindle assembly checkpoint. The record is from RefSeq and is a predicted model, not a curated record. Lineage: Eukaryota; Metazoa; Arthropoda; Insecta; Hymenoptera; Formicidae. Bases 276 to 4256 code for a protein of 1326 amino acids. The transcript has 14 exons. Gene Ontology annotation, molecular function: microtubule binding; protein kinase binding; calmodulin binding. Gene Ontology annotation, cellular component: pericentriolar material; microtubule organizing center; microtubule plus-end.